Prunus armeniaca (apricot) is the source of this 363-nucleotide messenger RNA. Lineage: Eukaryota; Viridiplantae; Streptophyta; Magnoliopsida; Rosales; Rosaceae. The record is from the annotation of a GenBank genome assembly.
AUGAUAUUCCAUAACUUGAUCACCGAAAAUGGCGGUCGGAGGAGAGAGAUCGAUGCCGUGAAGUUUAUGUCAAAACCGGCGAAAUUUCGAGCUCUUCCCAACGAAAUCCGGCGGUUCCAAGGGCGGGGGCUGGUUGGAAAACUUUGCUGGGGUGGUGGCAGUUCUAACCCGACCGGUCUCGUGGUCGGUGGUGGUCGAAUGCGGUGGUUAUGGGGAGAGGGAAGGGCGGUGCUGUGUGAAAAACCGAAGGGGGAGGGGGCACGACCACGGGAGAGAAAUUGGGUUGUUACACGUUUGGCCCUGAAAUCUCCCUUUGUUAGGGUCGGGGACCCAACGAAGACCUGCCCUCGCAGAGAUUUUUGA